Messenger RNA from Erinaceus europaeus (western European hedgehog), 1655 nucleotides. RefSeq names its product sarcoglycan gamma (gene SGCG). Gene Ontology annotation, cellular component: sarcolemma; sarcoglycan complex. Bases 161 to 1039 code for a protein of 292 amino acids. The record is from RefSeq and is a predicted model, not a curated record. Gene Ontology annotation, biological process: heart contraction; cardiac muscle tissue development. NCBI's taxonomy places the organism in Eukaryota, Metazoa, Chordata, Mammalia, Eulipotyphla, Erinaceidae. The transcript has 8 exons.
UGAAACCAGGCCAAACCCAAGUCUCUUCUGUCAAGCAGGACUGGGAGGCCCACACUCUCCCUUUUCACUUUGCAAAUAAGGAGAAACUAAGUCAUUUUCCCGCAGCUAGAGCUCAAGCAGGCUCCCUUAAUUCACUGGAGGGCCUUUUCACACAUCUAAGAUGGUACGUGAACAGUACACCACAACCACAGAAGGAACCCAUAUAGAAAGACCAGAGGACCAAUACGUGUACAAGAUAGGCAUUUAUGGCUGGAGGAAGCGUUGCCUCUACUUAUUUGUUCUUCUGUUACUCGUCAUCCUCCUUGUGAAUUUGGCACUCACAAUUUGGAUUCUGAAAGUGAUGUGGUUUUCCCCUACAGGAAUGGGCUACUUAGGGGUUAAAAAAGAUGGACUUCGCCUGGAAGGGGAAUCUGAGUUUCUAUUCCCCUUAUAUGUCAAAGAAAUACACUCCAGACUGGAAUCAUCUCUGCUUCUGCAGUCGACUCAGAAUGUGACAAUGAGCGCGCGGGACCCUGAGGGAGAGGUCACAGGCAGGCUCAGCGUGGGUCCCAAGAUGGUGGAUGUCCAAAGCCCACAGCUUCAGAUCAAUUCCAAAGAUGGCAGAAUGUUAUUCACAGUGGAUGAAAAGCAGGUAGUGGUUGGCCCAGACAGACUUCGGGUAACAGGACCUGAAGGGGCUCUGUUUGAACACUCUGUGGAGACACCCCUUGUGACAGCCGACCUGUUUGACGAACUGAGACUGGAGUCCCCCACACGGAGUUUAAGCAUGGAUGCUCCAAAAGGUGUUCACAUUAAUGCUCGUACUGGGAAAGUAGAGGCUCUUUCUCAGGUGGAUAUCAUUCUUCAUAGUAGUGAUGGAGAGCAGCUUGUCCUGGAUGCAGAUACUGUGUUACUACCCAAGUUGAUUCAGGGAAGUGGGGGCCCGGCUGGCAGCUGGCAAAGGCUCUAUGAAAUCUGUGUGUGCCCAGACGGCAAACUGUACUUGUCAGUGGCUGGUGUGGAGACCACAUGCCACAAAAAUACUCAAGUGUGUCUCUAGACCUUCAGCAGCUUAUAAAGAACACCACCUGCUCACCUCAGCCUGAUUUCCUGUCUCCACAGUUAGAACUAUGCCCAGACACUGAGUAGGGGCACAAAGACUCACUUCCAUAGGAGGCAUUCCAGAAAAACACACUAGUGAAAGUUUUCUGAUGAAAUGACAUGAUCUCAGAGUGGUAGGUGGAGAAGUCACAGAAUGUCAGAAGGAGGGGGGUUACUCCCAUAGGUCAGUGUUUAUCAAACCUCUGUGCUUUUUCUUGCCUCUCUCCUUCAUCUAUUGUAUAAUGAAAGAGACAGUGGAGUAAUGGGUUGGUGCACAGAAUUCAUGAUAUUCCACUCUGGAUAGCCAUAUCCAACUCUGUGUAAAAACAGCACCUGAAGAAGCAUCUUGGCCUCAAAGUUCUGAGAUGUUGCCAUCAUUUCACACAGACUUGUAUGUUCUUCCUUCACUUUUAGGCAAUGUGUGUUAGGUUUCACCAGGAAAUCUUCAGGCUUUAAAAGGGUUUUGAUUUUAUUUUCAAAACAUAGUCAAAGGGGGGGAAAGCUAUACAAAAAUGAAUCAAUCUUUUUAUAGUUAAAAAGCAAUAAAUAUCAAGCUACCUUUUCCAUAAAUUUAA